CGACAUAGCUAAGACUAAACGUUAAUCACCAAAAUUGCAAAAGCGCUCUCGUGAUGUUGACUUUUUAAUAUGAAAAAGUCAGUUCUUCCCUGCAUUACAGUUUUCGAUCUUUUCCAAUUUUUAUAAACCUUAAAGCCUUAAAAGUUCCCAUCAAAGCCUAUUUAAAUUGUUUUUAACUUCUAAAGUAAUCACUAAAAACUAAAUAAAAACAAACGGCGAUUGAAAAUUGAACUAUUUGUACAUUGUAGAUGUUUAAAUCAUAACGCCCCCCUAGAUAGCUGAAUUCGCAUUCACGCCAAAAAUCUCCUCGUUUUCUUUUAAACUUUAUAACAACAAAAGAGUUUUGAAUUAACCAUUUCAAGGGUAUUACAAGACAAAGUGAGUGGUCCUUUCAUGCUGGGAGUUAGCCAUUAAAACUUUCCCAAACAUUUCAAUAGUGAUCAUGAUUGGUCAAUUCGCACACGUGAUUAUCGCACCUGCAAAUCGCAAUAUUUUGUCAUCAAAAGGAAUGCUUAUUUGGACGUAUAAUUCCAAUAGUUUCGCAAACAUAAAUGCGACAAGUUUUUGGUAUUAUUGGCUCGUUUMAACGUUUGUCUAGAAAUGACUUUGUGUUCAUAAAUUGGACUUGGCAUAUAUAUAUUUCAUUGAUUGACCAGGGCUUUCAUUGUAUUGCUGAAKUGGACGUCACRGAUUUGGAUUCGUCUCGUCGCUUGAGAGACCAACAACCUGGCAAAAACUCUACUCCAAGAAGAUUUCCCAUGACGCUUCCAGAGAAAUAAUGCGGCAUCGUGAAGUCUCAAGAAAUGUACCCAAGGAUUAACUGGUUAAGCAUUUUUUGUCAGUUUGGAAUGUGUUUAAGAAGAAUAAGGACAAGCUUAGUAAUUCUAUUGUGUAUCGUUUUCCAUCCAGUAUGGUCUUCACAGUCUUCAUUCAUUCUUUUCUCCAAUAUGACACACAUAAUCAAGCUACAACCAAACUCUACUACAGAAACACCACUYAUUUAUAACCUCAUUAAYGCCGUCGCCAUAGACGUUGACGUCGCUGCAGGUCACGUGUAUUGGUCUGACGUCAUAGAAAAGAGUAUAAAGCGCGCAAAUAUUGAUGGGAGUAACGUCAAAGAGAUUAUAAGCACGACUAUAGGGGUAUGUGAUGGGAUCGCUGUGGAGUGGUUGACCAGGAAAUUGUACUGGACAGACACUACGUAUAAGGUCAUACAAGUUUCAGAGCUUGACGGCAGUCGGCCGCGGAUAGUGGUUGAUACUGGGCUGGACAAACCACGUGGCAUUGCGGUGUAUCCACAUGCAGACCUUAUGUUCUGGACUGACCGUGGCAGCUCCCCGAAAAUCGAGCGAUCGUCAUUGAGUGGUACAGCACGCAUCGCGCUGAUUACAGACAAUAUUAAGAGUCCAAACGAGAUUGCUAUUGAUUAUUCAAGCAAUCAAAUCUAUUGGGUCGAUGGUUUCUAUGGUUCAAUACAAACCAGUGAUCUGGACGGACAUUCCAGGCAGACUAUAUUCCAGCAAGAUAAUGUCCAACCAUUUGGUAUAUCAAUAUUACAUGAUCAAUUGUACUGGACAGCCUGGGCGUCACGUGGUAUCCAUUUUAGUAAUAAACACACGAAGAAACUCGUGGAUAGUAUAUACGACGUCGGGAAGUUUCCAAUGGGYGUCACGGUAUACGAUGAGUCACGCCAGCCGGCAGGACCCAACAAAUGUUCAAUCAAUAACGGCGACUGUAGUUAUCUAUGCCUUGCCAGCUCAAAUGGACGCCGUUGCGCAUGCCCGUCGGGAAGACAGCUGACCAGUGAUGACAAAGCAUGCAUUGAAGUGUCAAAGUCAUUCAUGCUAAUCGCAGACGCCGGCUCGCCUGCCGUCUACAAAGUCAAUGUCGAUCUCCCGAAUCACAACCGAGUGAUCUUAUCGGUCAACGAAACUACAGCGAUCACUUACGAUCCAGGCGACGAGCGAAUCUACUGGAUCGACGGACAUCAACGAAACAUACGUCGAGUAUUUUUAAACAUGACUGGAGAAGAAGCRUUCAACGUCCAUUCUGUACGACCAGAUACCAUUGCGGUCGAUUGGGUGGGRCGACAUUUGUACUGGACGGAUGAUUGGUCGCGGCGMAUUGAAGCRGCCAGGCUUGAUAAUGGACUACAGACAUCGGUGAUAAUAUCAGGAUUGGAGAGACCUCGUGGCUUGGUCCUCGAUCCUCCAAAAGGGCAAAUGUACUGGACAGACUGGGGGUCCACGCCCAAGAUAGAAGUCGCCAACAUGGAUGGUACAAGCCGUUGGAUYCUAGAAGACAGUGAUCUCCAAUGGCCGAACGCUCUAACCAUUGAUUCUAAAAACGGUCGUAUCUACUGGGCUGAUUCUGGCAGUGACAAAAUCGAGUCACGUGAUAUCCUUGGUGCUCAGAGAAAGCGUGUUGAAUACAAAGGGAGUAAUUUUCACGCCUUUAGCCUUGCUUUCUUUAAAGGAUCUGUAUUCUGGUCAGAUAUGAAGAGCAAUAGUGUACAGAAGCUUGACUUAAAGACUAGAGUAUCAGUAAAGUACGUUAAGUCACUCAGCCGACCSAUUGGUGUGUUUAUAUAUGACCCAUCUAACUAUCCCGAAGUGUCAAAUAUGUGUAGUAACGGACAAACCGGAUGUAGUCAUUUAUGUCUAAUACGUCACAUGGGAUACACGUGCGCAUGCCCAUCGGGGUACAGACUCAAAGAUGACAGAAAAACCUGUGAACGUGCGCGUGAAUUCUUCCUAUUUGUYGACGGUGGUGCUCCAAGUGUUAAUAUUAUGCCACUAGAARACAAAGAUCCUAUGUGGACUCCUAUCUCAAUCCUACCAACCAAUAGCCARCCAUCUGACUUCGAUUACGAUCCAAUAAGCGAUUCGUUUUUCUGGACAGACAUAGCAACUAGCUCAGUGAAUUCUUACAGUUUAAACGAUAAAGUGUUCAAGUCUCUUCAUCGAUGCAAUGUUGAACGACCAAUGGGGAUUGCCGUCGACUGGGGUGGUAAGAAUAUUUAUUGGACCGAUGCCAAGAAAGGGACUGUUGAAAUUAGUCGUACGGAUGGCUCGAUGAGACGCGUCUUGGUUAGGACACCUAAUGCGACUUCAAUUGCGUUGGAUCUUAAAAAGGGGAGAAUGUUCAUCAGCGUCUGUGGACCAUCACCAAAGAUUAUCAAACUUUUCAUGGACGGUUCGUCCACCAUGACACUUGUCAGUCAAGGUCUUGAGUGCGCCACUAGUCUCACUUUCGACCAAAAGUCUCAGCGUCUAUUUUGGAUUGAUAUUCCAAGAAAAAAGUUUGAAAGUGUCAUGACUAACAAUGCUAACCGUGAGGUUACGUACUUGGAUGGAAGAGCUUCUCCAAUAGGCUUCACUCUUAACGGUGAUUACGCAUAUGUAACGGACGCAGUGAUUGGUCGUAUUUAUAAUAUUAGYCUGCAUAACAAAUCAAAUGUCACCUUGGCAAGAGAUCUCAAGAAACCYACMAUGAUUCGUUAUUUCAACAARAUACGGCUUCUGAAUGUUUCCAAAAAAUGCUCGGUCAACAACGGUGGGUGUUCGGACUUGUGCCUACUCAGUGCRUCACGUGAUGUUAAAUGCGCAUGCUCCACUGGAGGAAAGCUGCUUAAGGAUGGCAAGACGUGCAAUCAUGAGCCUUUCUUAAAACAAAUGGACACACGAGCUCUUCUAAUCGCUGACAUGAAUUACCAAGAYAUCUUUAUGGUUCCUCUCGACACUAAAGAGUCUUACUGCGCGUCAAUUUACCACUCAAAAGUCCCAGUUCUUGACRCGGACACAUCCAGAACAAARCCRAUCUCGAUUACGUACAACCCUAGGGAUAAAYUWCUWUACUGGACCGACGAAAAGAAAAAAGCAAUCAUGAGAGGCACAAAAGAUGGUCGCAAUAUCGAAGUAGUGGCUCGAAUGGGAAUACUUUACCCUGAUGGKAUUGAUGUUGAUUAUAUAUCACAAAACGUUUACUGGACUGACGUAUUGAGGAAGAGAAUCGAGGUCUCAAGACUGGAUGGGUCUGACCGGAAGGUUUUGAUUGGAUGGUCUCUUGAUAAACCCGGUGCUAUUUUGGUCGAUCCCAUCGCUGGAAAUAUGUACUGGACAGAYUACGGUUCGAAACCUAAAAUCGAGAGAGCACAUAUGGAUGGAACCAACAGAAAACUUCUGAUAGGCGUCGGGCUAAAACGACCAACAGGAUUAGCACUAGAUUUCAGGCUGCGACGUCUWUAUUGGGCCGAUGAAGGGACUGGUCAGAUUGAGUCCAUUCUACUAGACGGCUCAAACAGGAGAACUGACUUUUCUAUUUCUAAGAAGAGUAACCAAGARAAAAGAGCGCCGUUUGGUUUGGCCUUUGAUAAUGGCAAACUGUACUGGGCUGAUGUGCUAACACACUCGAUCUAUCAGUUGGAGGUUGCUACGGGGGAUCUCACCGUUGUUGCGAAYGGACUGUCUCGCCCUGUUGAUGUUAGGGUUGUUGGUAACAUGGGUAUGGAUAUUGAUUCUUGGAAACGGUUUGCAUCCCAAAACAAUUAUACGAACGAAUGCAGUAAGCGUAAUGGAGGCUGUAGCAAUCUUUGUCUUCCGGUGCCAGCUCUGCCAGGAUUCAAAUGCGCAUGUCCAAACGGAGUCAAGCUAAAAUCUGAUGAUGACAAAACUUGUGAAGGAGUUAACCGCUGUCCCGAAAUCUCUUGGCUYAAGCAUGGCAAAGUYGACGAAGACUGUCACAACAUCCCUGGUGGAGUGUGUAACGUGACCUGUGACGUAGGCUUYAAGUUGAACGGCGACAAAAGGAUGCAUUGCCAUGUCAACGGCUCCUGGAUGGCUAAGUUACCAAAGUGUGAAGCUAUCACUUGCUUUCCRCCACUGAAGCCCAAACACGGAAAGUUUGACUCACAGGAAUGUAAUAACGAAACCCAACCUGUUCGGUACGGUGUUACAUGUACGUAUAUCUGCGACGUAUCAGAUGGUUUYGUUCGACAAGGRCCUCCAUCGACUAAAUGYCAAGCUAAUGGAAUGUGGACAAUGAGUAGAAUUCCCACUUCUUGUAAAGAUAAUGAAGCACCMUUCCUCAUCUGCCCCGAUGACAUAACUCGAGUUACCAGCCCAGGCCAACCGACCGCGCUGGUCAACUGGACCAUGCCCAUAACACGUGAUAACGCGGAUGCAAAUCCCAGGAUCACCAUCAAUCCUCCAGGACUGAAUUCACCUCACUACUUUAAAGCCGGCAAACACGUGGUGCGAUACGAAUCAACUGACGCUGCUGGCUUGACCAGUAGUUGUGUCUUUCACGUGACUGUCAAAGACGAGGAAGCGCCUAAAGUGGUUGAGUGCAAGACUAACUUUACGUUCAUCACUAAACAACACAUAAGUCGUGUUUAUUUUUCUGGGAUCAACUUCAGUGAUAAUGUUGGUGUCACUCAAGUUGACUUUGGCAACGUCACUAAGAUARCCUGGGGAACACAUCACCUUACUGUACGUGCGCAUGACGCUGCUGGGAAUACCGCUGACUGCAACAUCAAUGUUAUUGUCUAUUCUGAACGAUGUCGGRUUGGCUCUCCUCUUAACGGCUUCAAGGAGUGCAAGACAUGGAGAGACGGCGGCGUCUUCUGCUCGAUUGGUUGCAAUGAUGGCUACGCUAUAACCGCAGACAGACAGAAGUUUUACAUGUGUUCACACUCUGAGGGCUGGCGUAAUGCUAUUAACUAUUUUGAUGGACGAUCGCGYCUACCUGAUUGUUCAAGUACCUGUAAUCUUGGAGAAAUCUCACUUUCCUGUACAACAAGAGCCCAAAGACGUUUCAUACGAACGGUGUACAACAAAGAGAUGAAAGCAAAGUUCGAGAUUCGUGUAUUUUUGAGCAGUGCAGUWACAAAAGACGCGAUAAACCAAACAAGACACGAAAUUAAAGCGGUUAUUAGUGAUGGCAUCAAUAUUAGCGAUGCAGGGAUGAUUAUAGAAGGUUAUGCCUUGAGAUUUGACGCGCAAAAGGGACUAACUAUUAACGAGAUUCGAGGAAUAUGUGGGGUUGGACAAAUAUACAAAGAAGACCAAUGCGUAAAUUGCCCUAUUGGUCACUAUCAUAAUCAAACUACAGACAGCUGUGAAAGAUGUCCAGUAAAUACGUACCAAGAAAGCGAAGGUCAAUUGGCAUGCAUACGAUGUAAGACUGGGCUCUCGACACUUGGAUUAGAGGGGGCCUGGACCAACACUCAAUGUCGAGAAUGUGAAGAUUUCGAAAAGACAGAGAUCAAGGUCCAAUGUGAAAAAUGGCGAAGAGCAGGCGAAUGCCAGAACAACAGACCCAAGAUGUUUGACAAAUGUCCACAACAUUGUAGAUUUUGUACAGCGGUGAAAGGUAAAGCUAUUAAAACCAAGGCUAGAAGACGGCAGGGUGUAAAUCUUAAAGCAGUGAUUCCUGCUCUUGUCGUACCUACUGUGAUACUAGUUUCCAUUGUACUUCUUGUUGUUCUGCUGUUAAGGAGGAAGCGUAGAAGAAGAGAAGACGAGAAUCAACUAUCUCUCGACACCAUGAUGAAGAAAACAAUCACAUUAGACAAACACAACAACGACAAAUACAAAAACGCCAUUCAAGUACAACAACUACAUGUGCGGUUUCACGAGGACAAAAAACUCAAAAAGAAAAARCGAAAUAAAAACAAGUCAUCCCCCAUUAAAGCUGUUUUAAAGAGAGAACAAUCAAACGAAGACGAUGAUUUGUACGUUAGAAUUCCACUUAAAAAGACAAAAGUGAUUAUGAACGACAAAAAGGCGAAGAAAAAGAAGGACGAUAGAAAGCUCUCCUCGGAAGAGAUUGAACAAGUCUCGACCUCGCUCGAGCUUCAAGAAAUUAGCGCUCAAAUGGAUGCAACACAAGUUUAACAUUMGUSUCAUUAKAUGCAAAAUGUUUAUUGUGCGAAGAAUGGAGAAACUUUUCAAUGAAAAUGAACAUACACACAGAUAUGAGAAUCGCUCGAAUGACAAGAGAAAUCGUAUGAAAUUKUAUUAGAAUGUCAUUUGUUUCCCAUCUGACCACUCCUGAAUGUAUCUCAUUGGUCGUUUGGAUCACGUGAUUGACACUUUCAAAUCUUAUUGGUCCUCAAGAUCACGUGAGUGGAAUGAAAAUGGCGUCCAUGUGAUAUCAUCAACAAUAAUUGAUUGAUCAGGCAACAAAAACUACCUUUUCGCGUUAUGGAAGACAACAAUUCAUUAUUUAAUAACAAAUAGUAUAAAUUUCAGUCAUCCAACAAUUAGUAAAUCAAUAAAUAUAUUGUUCAAAAAAGUAUGUUCAUCUACAAAAGAAAAAAGAAAGAAAAAAUUAAAGAAAAAUUAAUUACAUUCGCAAGCGAAUAAUAAUAAUAAUAGCUCGAAUAAUAAUUUCUUAAUAAUGAAUUACGAUUACAUAUAUAUUAUCUAUUAUUUAUUAAAGAUAUUUAAGAUGUAAAUAUAAUGGAAAAAAGAUUUAAAGCGGAGCAAACACUAUAAAUAAUAUAUCACUGUACUUUGUAGGAUAAGUAUUUGCUAAUAAUGGAUAGACAUUGCUGUGAAAUUUGUUAUUAAUGGUGAAAAAACCUUAUGAUUAUGCAAUAUUAUUAAAAAUUGAUUCGUUGCUUAUU
This is a messenger RNA of Exaiptasia diaphana, 7630 nucleotides long. RefSeq names its product low-density lipoprotein receptor-related protein 4. The record is from RefSeq and is a predicted model, not a curated record. Lineage: Eukaryota; Metazoa; Cnidaria; Anthozoa; Actiniaria; Aiptasiidae.